Molecule: messenger RNA, 2033 nt
Organism: Oxyura jamaicensis (ruddy duck)
Lineage: Eukaryota; Metazoa; Chordata; Aves; Anseriformes; Anatidae
Product: activator of 90 kDa heat shock protein ATPase homolog 2-like
Exons: 9
Coding region: 102-1112 (336 amino acids)
Biological process (GO): positive regulation of ATP-dependent activity; protein folding
Cellular component (GO): cytosol
Molecular function (GO): protein-folding chaperone binding; ATPase activator activity
Source: RefSeq, a predicted model, not a curated record
CAGCGCCGCCUCGGGGGAGGGGCAGCUUCUGGCACCUUCUGGCCGCCGGCGCGGGCGGGCCGGGUGCCGCGGGCCGGGUGCGGGGGGCCGGAGGCAGCGCCAUGGCCAAGUGGGGGCAGGGGGACCCGCGCUGGAUCGUGGAGGAGCGCGCGGACGCCACCAACGUCAACAACUGGCACUGGACGGAGCGGGACGCGACCGGCUGGUCCAAGAGCAAGCUGAAGGAGGUGCUGGAGGGGCUGGCGGUGGAGGGCGAGGCCGGGCGCUGCGAGAUCAGCGAGCUGAAGCAGGCCGAGGGCGAGGCGUCCUGCAGCAGCCGGAAGGGGAAGCUCAUCUUCUUCUACGAGUGGAACCUGCGGCUCGCCUGGAGAGGUACAGUGAAAGAGUCUGGUGAGAAACAUAAGGGAUCUGUUGAAAUUCCUAACCUGUCAGAAGAAAAUGAGGUAGAUGAUACAGAGAUAAAUGUUAGCAAAAAGAAAGGGGAAGGCGAUGUUCUGAAGGACCUUAUGAGAACUGAAGGAACCACAAAAGUCAGAGAGGCCCUCAGAGAUUACCUGAAAGCACUUAAAACAGAGUUUACCUUGGGAAUGAUUCUGCCAACAAAAGCUACUGGUCAGGAUGUGGCUGCUGAUAGAAAACUAAGUGGGAACGCUGUGCAGGCUUCUGUUUCGCCACAUUCUUCAGAUAUAGUUGGUGUAAAAAUUCCAACCGUGAGGAUACUUAUGAGAGAAAUAUUCAACUCCCCAGCAGAUGAGCUUUAUAGCAUCUUCACAACUAAGGAAUUGGUACAGAAGUUUUCCAAGUGUCCUGCUGUGAUUGAAGCUGAGAAAGGAGGGAAACUCCAGAUGUUUGAUGGCUGUGUCAGUGGUGAAUACGCAGAAUUGGUCCCAAGCCAAAGAAUUGUCUUGAAGUGGAGAUGCAGAAACUGGCCUGAUGAACAUUAUGCAACGGUUACCUUGAAUUUCAAGGAUAUGGCUGCUGAAACAGAACUGCAGUUAGAGUGCAAAGGUGUUCCUGUCUCUAACGAAGAUAGUACAAGACAAUGUUGGAAGAAGCAGUAUUUUGAAGAAAUACGUAUUUUACUGCAGCAAUCCAAAGACAAUAUGGAAUGAUAACAGCACUGUAGUUUUGCUAGGGCAUUACUUUUUAUACAUUGUUAACAUUUUUUUAAAAUAAUUUAUUUGUGGGAAGAAUAAAGACCCACUUCUAUAAUACUGUAUAUAAUUUAAGCAUUAUUUAUGGAUUUUUAGUGAAUGAAGUGGCCCCUAAGUCAGACUAUGUAUAUAAAACAGAUUUACUUGGGGAAAUUGAUCUCAUUUGCACUUACCUACAACUUAACUUGAGAGAUCAAUUAUGAUUCAACUGCAGUAAAAUACUACCAUUGGAGGUAGGUAAGCUACAUGAACCAGUAGUAAGCAUUUGCAGCUCUUUAACAUUCAGUGUUUUAAGUGGCAAAUUGUCUCUCUAGGAAAUGGGAUACUCAUCAGAGGUGAACUGAAUGGGAUUAUAAAACAGAUGAUAAAUUAGAUCUUUCAAGAAAUGUGGAGAAUAUAGUUUGCAGCCUCUUUAAAUACCUUUUUGAGAUUGGUUUAACUGCAGACAGAAUUUGUUCCUAACUCUGUAGACAGUUUUAGGGAAAGAUAAGUAAAAAUGCCAUGUUAUUCUGGUUGGUACGAUGCUUACCACUGUUAAGUCUGCAUGCACUGUACUGCCUUACUUGACCUCAGUGUGAAAUUUAAUUUGGAAGAGACAAACUAUUAAUUUUUUCCUCUUGAAAUUCUGUAAAUCUUCUAAUUUAUGGCCGUUUGCAGUUCUGGAGCAAAGAACUGUUUGUUAGAUAAAUUUGACAGGUGAAUAGUUGGGAAAUUGAAAGUAAGGAACUGUUACUCUUAAUUAUAGCCACACUGAGGUUAGCAAGAAUAACUUAAUUCUCAAAUGAGUUAAGUAUGCAAUCUGAAACAAAUUUACCAAGAAAGGGCAAGCUGCCUUUGGAAAACAUGGUUGAUUCAAUAAAAUGCAUCAUUUUACAUGCA